Molecule: messenger RNA, 2052 nt
Organism: Daucus carota subsp. sativus
Lineage: Eukaryota; Viridiplantae; Streptophyta; Magnoliopsida; Apiales; Apiaceae
Product: pentatricopeptide repeat-containing protein At1g31920
Exons: 2
Coding region: 215-2035 (606 amino acids)
Biological process (GO): RNA modification
Cellular component (GO): intracellular membrane-bounded organelle
Molecular function (GO): zinc ion binding; protein binding; RNA binding
Source: RefSeq, a predicted model, not a curated record
GUUAUCCUAUCUUCAAUAUCUAAAUGUCCCAUGACAUUUCUCAUCUUUUACUGGCUCACAAUAUUUCUUAUGAUCUUCACAGCUCAAGGCCUCAAAAACUUUGUAGACCAUCAGCUCACAAUUCUAAACAUGUAACUUCUGUUUAGUAUACCACUCUUUCCAUUUUCUGAUAUUGCAGAGUUCUAAAUUUGGAUAUGAUGGUGUAGCUGAGAAGAUGAUGGUGAAGACCUCAGUGCUUCAUCAACCUCAUUUGCUUGUUCAUCAUGAAGAUCACUCACAAGGCCAAGAAUCAAGAAGUUUGAAGUUGAGAGAGCAAGAAUGCAUGUCAUUGGCCAAGAAAUGCAGGAACUUGAGGGAAUUCAAGCAAGUGCAUUGUCAUGUAGUGAAGUUUGGCUUGUUUUUCAGCUCUCUUUGCUCAAGUAAUCUUCUUUUAACUUGUGCUCAAUCAUCUUGGGGUAGUAUGGACUAUGCAUGCUCAAUCUUUAAUCAAAUUGAUGAUCCGGGUUCUUUUGAGUUUAAUGUUAUGAUAAGAGGCUAUGUUAAAGAUUUGAACUUUGAUGAGGCUUUGUUUAUGUAUCAUGAAAUGCUUGAUAUGGAAGUUGAGCCGGAUAAUUUUACAUUUCCAUUUCUUUUGAAGGCAUGUGCGCGAUUGCGUGAUAUUAGGAAAGGGGUACAGAUUCAUGGGCAUGUGUUUAAGUUUGGAUUUGAAGAUGAUGUGUUUGUACAGAAUAGUUUGAUUAACUUUUAUGGGAAAUGUGAGGAAUUGAGGAAGUGUUGUUGUGUUUUUGAGAAAAUGGAGCAAAGAAGUGUUGCUUCUUGGAGUGCUCUUAUUGGAGCUCAUGCAAGAAAUGGUUUGUGGGCUGAGUGUGUUGGUAUUUUCGGGGACAUGAUCAGGGAAGGAUGUUUGAGACCUGAGGAGAGUAUAUUGGUUAGUGUGUUAUCUGCUUGUACCAAAUUGGGAAACUAUAAUUUGGGGCAAUGUAUUCACGGGAAUUUAAUUAGGAAUAUGAUUGGGCGCAAUGUUAUUGUUGAGACUUCACUAGUAGACAUGUAUCUGAAAUGUGGCUAUCCAGAAAAAGGGUUGUAUUUGUUUGAUAGUAUGGUUGAAAAGAACCAUUUGACAUACAGUGUAAUGAUCUCUGGUCUAGCCGCUCAUGGAUGUGGUGCAGAAGCUCUAAUGGUUUUCUCUAAUAUGCUCGAAGAAGGUCUGGAACCGGAUGAUGUCAUAUAUGUGAGUGUUUUAAGCGCGUGCGGUAAUGCUGGCCUUGUCGAGGAAGGCCUACAGCUUUUCAAUAGGAUGAAAAACGAUCAUAACAUAGAACCAACUAUUCAACACUAUGGGUGUUUGGUUGAUCUUUUGGGAAGAGCUGGGAGACUAGAUGAAGCUUUUGAGGUAAUCACGACCAUGCCAAUGGAGCCAAAUGAUGUUGUAUGGCGUAGCCUUCUUGGUGCUUGCAAGACUUAUUCAAAUAUCCAGAUGGGGGAAAUUGUAGCUGAAAAGCUGAUGCAAAUGAAGUCGAGAAAUGCUAGCGAUUACUUGGUUCUAUCACAUAUAUAUGCAGAAGCUCAGAGGUGGAAAGAUGUAGCUAUUACUCGCACAAAAAUGGCUGAAAGUGGAUUGAGUCAGACACCUGGAUUUAGCUUCGUUGAGGUGAAGAAGAAUAUCUACAAAUUUGUUUCACAAGACAUGACACGACCACAAUGUAACGGUGUCUAUGAUAUGCUACACCAGAUGGAGUGGCAGUUAAAAUUUGAAGGGUAUUCCGCAGACACUUCUCAGGUGUUGCUUGAUGUAGAUGAAGAGGAGAAAACGGAGAGAUUAAGUAGACAUAGUCAGAAGUUGGCAAUUGCCUUUGCAUUGAUACACACAUCAGAAGGAUCUCCUAUAAGAAUAUUAAGAAACUUAAAAAUGUGCAGCGAUUGUCACACAUACACCAAGUUCAUAUCCAGAGUUUUUGAACGAAGGAUUAUAGUUAGAGAUAGGAAUUUGUUCCACCAUUUUGAAGAUGGCAGCUGCUCAUGCAGAGAUUACUGAAGUUUGUCUCUUGCUAC